Meyerozyma guilliermondii ATCC 6260 is the source of this 1071-nucleotide messenger RNA. RefSeq lists its product as uncharacterized. The record is from RefSeq and is a predicted model, not a curated record. Gene Ontology annotation, cellular component: cell cortex of cell tip; plasma membrane. NCBI's taxonomy places the organism in Eukaryota, Fungi, Ascomycota, Pichiomycetes, Serinales, Debaryomycetaceae. Bases 1 to 1071 code for a protein of 356 amino acids. Gene Ontology annotation, biological process: fungal-type cell wall organization. The transcript has a single exon.
AUGUUCAAAUUCUUUAGAUUUUUGCUCAUAAUCUUUUCGAUUGCCGCGGCAAUCUUAUCUGUGUUUGCACUUAUUGGGUCCUACAAGAAUGAGCUGUAUUUGACAGACAUAUACCUUAUUGAUGUUCAUCUUAGUGGUCUUAAACUUAGCAAACUUUUUGACGUUAACAACUUCAAGAGAGAGCUCCCACCACUCGUCAAUGAAGCAUUGAUCUUAGAGGAAAGGGCUGAUGUUUCGUCAAGUGAGAUAACAACGGCUAUUAACAACAUUGUCGACAGUCUCACUUACCAAGAACUUGGACUUGCCGAUGUAUACUCCAUAUCUUUCUGGGGUUAUUGCCGUGGCACAGCUACCAAUGACAAGAUUGCCAAUCCCUUAAAGAAGGUCACCAAUAACUUUGACAAUAACAAAGUCAAUUUCACCUACUGUUCAAAACCUACACCAGGCUACAAGUUUGACCCUCUUACAGUGUUGAAGCAUGAAAUCAACGAUACUAUUAACGAUACUGUUGACGGAAAUGGUGUUGUGAGUAAUGCUAUUGGUUCUACCGUCAAACAGCAGUUGACCCAAUUGGUGGAUAAUCUUUCUUAUGAGAACCUCAAUCUUCCUGGAAACCUUAAGAAAGAUUUGACACUUUUGAAUAAUCUCACAAGGGCAGCUUUUGCACUCACCAUCGUAGGUGUUGUUCUAAGCUUCCUUUCUGUCAUUAUCCAGCUCUUGGGAUGCUUUAUGUCUCCAGACAACUGCUGUCUUUCCUUCCUCAACUUUAUCUUUGAAGCACUUACAUUCAUUAUACUAUUAGUUGGAGCAGCUCUCAGUACAGGAGCGUAUCUCUAUGUGAGAAAAGAAGUGAACAAUGCCACAUCGGACUAUGGAGUCAAGACAUACUUGUCAAUACAGUAUUAUGCCUUUGCAUGGUCUGGAGCUGUUGCUGCACUUUUGGUGGUUAUUUUCAAUUUAUUGGGCCAUUGCUGUGGAUUGUUUGGUACUAACAGAAAUCGGUACCGUACAGUGGCUCCCCCAGUUCCUGAAAAGGAACCUUCGAUGGCAUAUAGCCAUCUGACUAUGUAG